AUGUUUCUUCUUCUUGGACAAAUAAUUAAAGAAAAAAUCCUAGAACGGGUAACACAAGCAAACUGCAUUAGCAUGCUUUGUGAUGAAGUUUCGGACGUGUCCAACAAAGAGCAGCCAGUAAAUUUCGUUCAAUUUGUAGACCGUGAUUUUGGCAAGGCAGAGAUCGACUUUUUAGCAGUGGACGAUGUGUUGGAAGACUUCAAUUUUUUCCAAUGCGGAAGCAAAUAAAAGCAUGAUAAAGAAGCAAAUGAGCAAUUCGAAGCUGGAUAUUCACAGCCUGUCGGGUCUUGCAACAGAUGGCGCAGUGUCAUGACAGGAAAGAGAAAUGGCGUUUCUGCUCUCCUACGUAGAGAGUCCAAAUUGCUUCUUAAUGUGCAUUGUAUAUGUCACCGUCUUGCUCUUGCAUGUGGAGUUGAAAAUUACCAUGUUCAGUACAUCCAAACAGUGGAAAAAAUUUUGGUGCAGCUUUGGUAGUUUUCCAACAAACUCAGCCAAGAAAUGUGCAUUAUAUGCCAAAGCCACUAUUGAGGCAAAGUCAAUAUCAGUAUCUAAUGCAGGGAAAAAAGUUCUAGCCAAAAAGUUCAAGAAGGCUUGCAGAACACGAUGGCUCUCCACAAAAAGAGCGAUCAACGGAGUAUGCCAGGAUUUCGUUUCUCUCACUUAAACCUUGAGAGCGUACAAAGAAGAGAAUGAUUGUACUGCGAUUGGACUACUGAAAGCAGUGGCAAACAUCAAGUUUCUUUCCACUGUGUAUCUUCUCCAUGAAGUUCUUCCUGCUCUUUCACAUCUUAGCAAGGCGUUUCAGAAAGGAAAUAUCUCCUUCUCAGCUAUCCAUUCUGCAGUUUUGUACACAACUGACCAACUCGUUGAAAUUGCUGCCAAACAAAAGUCCUUGGAAAGUCUAAAAAGAGACCUCGAGGAAGAUGGUAAGCUUGCCAGCACAGAGUUAACUCUCACUACAUCCAGCGAGGACUAUCUGCGAAACCUAACGACGAAGUAUGUUGACUCGUUAACAAAAAAUAUCGAGAAUCGAUUCUCGGAAAGUCUUCUCAUAUUUACCGCUUUCGAGAUACUUGAUCCAAUGGGCGUUCCUGCUAUAUCCGACGAGGCUUUCAAAGAGUAUGCCAUUUCUCAGAUCAAGAUCUUUGCAGAUCAUUUUUUUCAGGAGAAAAAGAAAAAGAAGGAAUUGACGGAAGAAAUAGAGUGCGAAUGGAGAAAAAUUAAGUACAACUUACUUGAGCUAAAAUAUCAAGUUUCCCAGCAUAUUCUUGAUCCCUCCCCCAAAAACAAGAAUUUAUCCGCCCAGACUCCGACAGAAUGA
This is a messenger RNA of Paramuricea clavata, 1321 nucleotides long. Lineage: Eukaryota; Metazoa; Cnidaria; Anthozoa; Malacalcyonacea; Plexauridae. The record is from the annotation of a GenBank genome assembly.